Molecule: messenger RNA, 1269 nt
Organism: Magnolia sinica
Lineage: Eukaryota; Viridiplantae; Streptophyta; Magnoliopsida; Magnoliales; Magnoliaceae
Product: peroxidase N
Exons: 4
Coding region: 53-1042 (329 amino acids)
Biological process (GO): hydrogen peroxide catabolic process; response to oxidative stress
Molecular function (GO): heme binding; peroxidase activity
Source: RefSeq, a predicted model, not a curated record
UUUCUCUCAACUCCUUUUGAAACAGUUUCAUAUCUUUGUUAGGAAAGAAAGGAUGGAAAAACAUAGAAGGAUUUUCACUUCUUCUUUGAUUAUAGUUUCUCUAAUGUUGUGCUCAAGCGCAAUCAUAACUGCUCAAUUAACAGCCGACUUCUAUGCUUCGACAUGCCCUGGUGUAUUCGAAGUCGUUCGGAAAACGCUCAAGUCAGCUAUCAUGAAUGAAAUGAGGAUGGGGGCUUCUAUCCUUCGGCUUCAUUUUCAUGAUUGCUUCGUAAAUGGCUGCGAUGGAUCAGUUCUUUUGGAUGGCAACAAUACUGAGAAGUUGGCACUAGCGAACUUGAACUCAGCGAGAGGAUUCGAUGUCAUCGACACCAUUAAGAGCGCCGUUGAGAGCAAUUGUAGUGGAGUCGUAUCAUGUGCCGAUAUCCUUGCUAUAGCUGCUCGUGAUGCUGUUCUCUUUAGCGGGGGACGUCCUUGGAAAGUUCUCCUUGGGAGAAGGGAUGGAUUAGUAGCCAACGUAACAGGAGCCGGUUCUUCUCUUCCCACACCUUUUGAAUCGGUGUCUCAGAUCAUCGCUAAAUUCGUCGCGGUGGGCCUUGACAUCACAGACGUCGUGUCCUUAUCAGGGGCCCACACGAUCGGUCUAGCUAAGUGUGCCACCUUCAGCCCAAGACUAUUCAACUUCUCCGGCACAGGCAAGCCGGACUCCACCAUGGACACAGACAUGGUCAGCGAUCUACAGAGCUUGUGCCCACAGACGGACGAUGGCAACCGAACCACCGCGCUUGAUCGCGGCUCCACCGAUGUAUUCGACAACCAUUACUUCAAGAACCUUCUCAACAACAAAGGCCUUUUGACCUCAGAUCAGGUCCUUUUCUCGAGCGAUGAGGCAGCAACCACGACAAGAGCUCUCGUCCAAGCUUACAGCAACAACCCUUCUCUUUUCUUCAAGGAUUUCAUUAACUCCAUGAUCAAGAUGGGGAAUAUAAGCCCUUUAACUGGAUCAGCUGGAGAAAUACGUAAGAACUGCCGGGUGGUGAACUAAAGUUGUGUGCACUGAGAGUUGGUGCACUCACAUCUCCCACCGUCUGAUGAGCGUAGGAGGGAAUCUUAACGUGCAUUCUGAAAUGGGUGUUUUUUAAAAUUCGCGCGUUUUGAAUUGCUUUCAGAUUCCCGCCAACGUUUUUUGUUGGAAGAGGAUUGUGUGCGUACCGUCUCUCGGUGCUCACUGUGUGCAUUGUAGUAACAGUGAUUUUAUAUUUUAAGAAGUCA